This is a messenger RNA of Chenopodium quinoa (quinoa), 678 nucleotides long. RefSeq lists its product as uncharacterized. The coding region runs from base 1 to 678 and encodes 225 amino acids. The transcript has 2 exons. The record is from RefSeq and is a predicted model, not a curated record. Lineage: Eukaryota; Viridiplantae; Streptophyta; Magnoliopsida; Caryophyllales; Amaranthaceae.
AUGGAGCAGCUUGCAAAUGCUUAUAUCAAAAAUGUUGUGAGGUUAAAUGGAGUUCCAAAGGAUAUUGUGUCUGACAGAGACUAUAGAUACCAUGCGAGUAUUGACAUGACACCAUUUGAGGCAUUGUAUGGAAGAAAGUCUUGUAGCCUUGUGUGUUGGAACGGCAUAAGUGAAAAAAUGAUUUUAGGGCCUCAAAUGAUAGAAGAUACAGUCAAGAAAGUGAAGGAGAUUCAAGCUAAGAUUCAAGCGGCGCAGGACCGUCAAAAGAGUUACGCAGAUUCGAAGCGUAGAGAAGAAGAGUUUGAAGUUGGUGACAAAGUGUUAUUGAAAGUGUCACCAAUGAAAGGUGUCAUGAGAUUUGGGAAGAAAGGGAAACUUAGCCCAAAUUCCAUUGGUCCAUAUGAGUUAUUACAAAGGAUAGGCAAAGUAGCUUAUAGGUUGGCCUUACCUAUGGAGCUGACCAAGGUGCACGAUGUAUUUCAUGUGUCUCAAUUGAGAAGGUACAUACCUGAUAAGUCACAUGUUUUACAACCCAAAACAAUAGAGUUAGACCAAAGCUUAACUUAUAGGGAAAGACAGGUCAAGAUCCUUGAUAGCAAGGUGGGUAUUGCACGCAACAAAAAAGUUAAGAUUGUUAAGGUGCUAUGGUCUAACCAAGAAUAUGAGGAAGCAACUUAG